This is a messenger RNA of Scleropages formosus (Asian bonytongue), 1529 nucleotides long. Its product is annotated as gamma-glutamyl hydrolase. The record is from RefSeq and is a predicted model, not a curated record. The transcript has 9 exons. Gene Ontology annotation, cellular component: vacuole. Bases 375 to 1322 code for a protein of 315 amino acids. Gene Ontology annotation, biological process: tetrahydrofolylpolyglutamate metabolic process. Gene Ontology annotation, molecular function: gamma-glutamyl-peptidase activity. NCBI's taxonomy places the organism in Eukaryota, Metazoa, Chordata, Actinopteri, Osteoglossiformes, Osteoglossidae.
GCUCCUAGGAGCCACUUUACUACGGUACUGAGUCCCGAUGCUCAACAAAAAAUUUGUGCAGCAAUUCAUCAGCCUGGACUGCAUUGCUCACGGAAUCGCCGGGGUUAUUCCAGAUCCUUCGACUCGACUGAGGGCUCGCUGGCUCCCGCAGGAGUUAAUCGGUGUUGAAAGACCACCUGCAGUGCUGCACCAUGGCAUAGUUAGGGGGGCGGGACUGGGUGCUGGAGGUGGAGGUGGAGAAGAGGACCGGUAUAAUCAGAGCAUCUCCGCUGGCCACGCCAGGACCCGCAUAGCAUAGGCUCCGCGCGCACGAGCACGAGCACGAGCGCCGCUAUCAAGUGUCAGGAGAGCGUUCCAGCCUUUAGUGCGCGUUCAUGAGCUCCCUGGUCGUGCUGGCGGCCUCGGCCGCUUUACUGCUCAUUCCGGCCGGUUCUACAGCCUUCGCCUCGCAGCUCAAUUACAGACCCGUCAUCGGGGUUCCCGCACAGGAGAACAUCCCCGGGGACUCCCACGCGCAGGGCUUCUCCUACAUCGCGGCCUCCUACGUGAAGUACCUGGAGGCAGCGGGUGCCCGGGUCGUGCCCAUCAGAAUAAACCGCACUUACGAAGAGUACGUCAAGAUUUUCAACUCCAUAAACGGGUUGCUGCUUCCGGGGGGAGAUGUUGAUCUGCAGAAAUCCGAGUUCAGCAGAGUGUCAAAGAUAUUCUAUGAUCUAGCAAUAAAGGCGAAUGAUGCAUUGGAUUACUUCCCGAUAUGGGGCACCUGUCAGGGCUUCCAGCAGCUCACUGUGCUGACCAGUGGCAAAAACCUCCUGACGCUGACGGACACGAAGGCGGUAGCUCUGCCGCUUGCCUUCGUUCCAGCUGCACAGAACAGCAGACUAUUUAAGAACUUCCCAAAGGACCUGCUGCAGUCUCUGUCGGAGGAGAAUAUCACAUCUAACUUCCACAGCUGGAGUCUCUCAGUGCAGAAUUAUAGCCGGAAUGCAAAAUUAAAGAGGUUUUAUAAGGUCCUGUCAACAAACACGGAUGGGAGAAGGGAGUUUAUUUCCACAAUGGAAGCUUACCGCUACCCGUUCUACGCUGUUCAGUGGCAUCCUGAGAAGAGUCCGUUUGAGUGGAUAGACAAGCCCGGCAUGACACACACUCCUUCGGCCAUCAAAGCUUCCUUCUACACUGCCAUCUUCUUUGUCUCCGAGGCCAUGAAAAAUCAGCACCAGUUCCCCAACAUCAGCGAGGAGGAAAAGGCUCUUAUCUACAACUUCGCUCCAGUCUACAAGGGCCUCGGCAGCAUAUUUGUGCAGAAUUACUAUUUUGAUUAGUAAGUCAUGCAUAACCUGCAUGUAAUAACUCCGGGUGAAAAACCAAGCAGUGUAAGGCUGGCUUUAACCUCAGCAUACAAACAGUUGAUAAGUGAAGCCACUGUUCAAAAUUUAAUUACAUCUCGUUUAAGUCACUGAUGCCGUUCUUAAUUGCCUCAAUUGUUUAAAGCUCUUACUGGAACCAUCUUCUUGUAAAAUAUGUUUUUU